UGUUCACAAAAAUUCACCAAAAAACACCAAAAAUUCUCCUYAUUUUCUUUCUUUUUUCUCCAAAAUGCCUCUACUUUCUCCCGAACAAAGAGUGGCAAUAGCAAUAGGAGUCCCUGCAGUAGCUCUCCUGUUGCUUUUAUGGUACAGAAGACGACAGAGGGCAGAAAUAUCGGACGAUGAAGACGACGAAGAUGAACAAGAAACGUCGAAGGUUUCAACUAUUUUUGAAACUAAGAUUGAAGUAAAAAUCCCUCAAAAUGUCGUUGGUUCUGUUAUCGGCCGAGGAGGAGAAAAUAUCAAACAGAUACAAAAGGAAAGCGGUGCUUAUGUGAGAUUUAAAGACGACGAGAAGGAGAAAGUUGAAGUUAGAGAUGAUUUUGAUGCAACUCCACGAACACAAGACGACAAAAUGAGAACAGUAGUGAUAAAAGGCGAGAGAGAAAAGGCGAAAAAAGCUGAAAUUAUGAUCAAAAAGGUUGUUUCUGACCAGCCUAAAACAUUUACAAUAGAUUAUUAUAUUCCUCAAAAGUCUUGUGGAAGGGUUAUUGGCCGCGGAGGCUCAACUAUCCGCCAUCUUAGUAGAGUAUCUGGUGCAAAGAUAACAAUUGACAGGAGUGAAAUAAGAAGUGAUGAACGUAGAAAAUGUACGAUAAAAGGUACUACUGACCAGAUAGCUAACGCCAAGGGACUCAUUGAUGAACAGAUUGCCGAACAUGAGCUCGCAAUGGCUAGGAAACCAUUAAAACAAAGCAAGACAUUAGUACAACCAAUACAGGAACAGCAAGCACCAAUAACCUCAGAAGAAGCACCGUCCUCGGCCAAGUACCCCAACACUUCUGACUACGAAGAGGUGUUCAUUUCUGCUGUGGAUAACCCAGGUCACUUCUGGAUACAACUGGUCCGCACUGGGGAUGCCCAGAAACUUGAUUUGCUUAUUGAUACUCUGACGAAUGACGCUGCAGCCAGCAGUGAAAAUGACGUUGUAGAUUCUGUUGAGGUUGGAAUGGUUUGUUCUGYGCCUUUCUCCCAUGAUGAUUCCAGAUACCGUGCAAAAGUCACUCAAAUCAACGAUGAUGGAACAGUGGCCUUAUAUUAUGUGGAUUAUGGGGACUCAGAUGCCGCAGUGCCCAAAUACAGGCUGAGAAAACUCAAGGAAGAACACUUGCAGCUACCCUUCCAAGCAAUCGAGUGCUACCUAGCAAACACUAAACCUAAAGAUGGUACCUGGGAAGAUAGUGCUACUGAAGUAUUCAAGAACCUAACACACUAUCCUGACUGGAAGGUCAUUGUGGUCAAAGCAAUCAAAUACUGUGGGGAUAUACCUUGUCUUGAUGUCUAUGACACGGUGACGGCACAGGAUAUUUGGGUCAAUGAUGAAAUGAUUAAGAGAGGAUUUGCUGUUGAGGACACAGGAUACCCACCACAACAACUUUCAACACCAGCAGARAGCAAAUCAGAAGGUAAAGAUGUGACUAAGAUAAAGAAAGAUGAAAACUUGUCCCACGAGAUGUCUUCGGUAACAAACAUCACCUCACCUCGGGAACAGUCCCCCCACGAUGAAAAAGAUGCAGGUGAGAGCCUGGAUCUACAUGYCAGCGGCCCAGUCUCCCCCGAGAAUUUCUCGCCAAUUAAGAACGCGAAAGUGAAAAGAGUUUCCAAGGACUAUAUCGAAACUGCUCCUAAAGGAGGAGCUGAGGCAUCAAUAGGUGUUAUUUCUGAAGAAGGAGCGCGGGAGGGACGUUCUGCAGUCAUCGAGGAGCCGCUAUUUCAAAUGGGAGCACAACCUCAAGUUGAAUCUGCACCGGAAGUAGCGCCUAUACCGGAAGUUGGAUCUUUAACGGAAGUAGAAUCCGCGCCGGAAGUUAAAUCUGUACCGGAAUUAGAGUCGUCCCCCGGAACAACUGGUAUGUACGAGUCAGAAAGUAUUUAUUUUCCUUCCUCGGGAAUGAAUCAAAUGUCAGGCGUUGAUUCAAAUACGUUAGAACCUAAACCGGGAAAAAAAGAUAUGGGCCAACCGGAAGAAAAAGAUAUGGGCCAACCGGAAGCAAGCGCUUCUAGUUUUUAUUCUCCCAAGAAAAAUACGUCACAGAUUCUCAAACCGGAAGUACAGGAAAUGAUCCAAAUUGAAGUGAGCAAGGCAUUUGAAACAGAGCUCACGCCAUCUCGCAACAUUGUCACGCAAUCUGCCGUCAGAGGUGGUAGUGAAAAUGAUGAUUCUGAGAGAGAGAAGCUUGAUGUUGCUGAUUCUGGGAUAGGCUUGAAUGAUAAAAAUGACAAUGAACCCAAACAUGUGGAAACUACUUUAAACGUCAGUGUGAACUCUCAGCCGUCAGUCCUUGUGAUUGACACCAAGGGUAAAGAUGAUACCAAUGAUGAUGAUGAUGAUGAUGAUGACUUAGAAACCUUUACUUCGACUUUCCAAAAACAAGUCCAGGCCAAAAAGACGUUCGUGUCAUCCGUGACUGUCACGUCAAACAAGCAAGCAGCUGUCACGCUAGUGCCCAGCUAUGAAAAGAAAGAAUACGUGACAGAAGUGUCKGGUGAAUCAUCCAAGAAGUCUUACGCUCAAGCAGUUAGGUCUUCAAAGGAAUUGAACCAAGAAGAAAUUGACUCUUUGCAGAAGUCUAUCGCUGGGAAUCAAGUGAAAGAGGGGGGACUGGRAACGAUUUCUGGUAACCAUGGCAACGUGUUUACCGUGCAACAAAUUGAAAUCCAAGCAAAACCCGACGGUGCAGUUGUCGUUGGUCCAGACGUCAAUCACGUGACAAAUAGAACCAAUGAAGAUGGAGCUUCUAACUCAACCAGUCAGACCGAACAAACCAGUUUGCCUACCAUGGAGRGAGUAACAAACGGAAGAAAAGCUGAUAGACGUAGUCCAGAUACUGUUGACAGCGAUUCUGAGUCCUACGUCAGUGCUCUAGAUGAACCAGCCUCUGACACUGAUACUACCAGUAACUACGAGACAGCCGCUGGCCCAACAAGUAGCAGCACCACGUCACUCGAUUAUAAAACAGCAGAUAAUGAUACUGAUACAGAUACGUUAAGAUCACCUGGAGAAGAGGGAGGAACCCCAGUCAACUCAGACAGCGAUGAUGAUGAUGAUGAUGAUGAGUACUAUGAUACCGAUGAUGAAGAUGACAGCGACGCUGGUGAUAAGACACCUAAGAGGAAAGCAUCUGAAGGGAAUGAUGAUGAAGUUACRCCUACCCAGUCAGUGAAGACGGCUGCGAAGUAUUUGUCGGAUUUGGAUCUCGGGUACCGAGGUGAUGCCGAAGAUACGACGGAAUCACGCGAAGAUCUACGAUAAUCAAACAUUUGGAUUUUGGGUACCGAGACAAUGCCGAAGAUUAGACGGAAUCUCUCGAAGAUCUACGAUAGUCAAAUAUUUGGAUCUCGGGUACCGAGGCGAUACCGAAAAUACGACGGAAUCAUGCGAAGAUCUACCACAAUCAAACUUUUUUUGUCCUUUGACUUUAGUACUAUUGCCAGUUUAACUUUUCAUUUCGUAAGUAAAACCCAAGUUUUUUGUACUUGGAAGUCUACCUGCCUCAACCCUCWCCCCUCCCCCUCCUCAAAAAAGGAAAGAAAAUAAUAAGCUUAAAUAAAAAGUCGAGCUAAUAAUGUUAAAAACUAAUCAUAAUGGCUCUUGACCUCAACAUGAAAAUGACGCUUUA
This is a messenger RNA of Actinia tenebrosa (Australian red waratah sea anemone), 3674 nucleotides long. RefSeq lists its product as uncharacterized. NCBI's taxonomy places the organism in Eukaryota, Metazoa, Cnidaria, Anthozoa, Actiniaria, Actiniidae. Gene Ontology annotation, molecular function: RNA binding. The record is from RefSeq and is a predicted model, not a curated record.